This is a messenger RNA of Fonsecaea nubica, 363 nucleotides long. RefSeq lists its product as hypothetical. The record is from RefSeq and is a predicted model, not a curated record. NCBI's taxonomy places the organism in Eukaryota, Fungi, Ascomycota, Eurotiomycetes, Chaetothyriales, Herpotrichiellaceae. The coding region runs from base 1 to 363 and encodes 120 amino acids. The transcript is spliced from 2 exons.
AUGUCGCAUGACUCGACCGGCCGACCGACGUUUCCUCCGGAUGGUCGCAACUCCCACGAAGCGGCCCUCGCCCUCGUCAAGCCACCUACAACCACCACCACCACCACCACCACAACAAGACCAACCGAUGACGGGACCCCUCAGUCCUCGUCAACCACGUCGGACGAAACAAGUGGGCAACCAGCGCGGCCUCCACCAUCAAAAGACCAAGACGAUCAGGACCUGCACCGUGCAGACGAACUCGUCUCGCUCUACUACGACGUCAAGGUGAAAUUCACCGAGAGAGGCCCCGAUCCUGACUUUGUCCAAGCGGGCAGGGAGGUCGAUCAGGUCCUGGCGGACUUGUCCAGAUCAGACCGAUAG